GUUUACAUCUAUGAUGCUGUACCUGGUCUGCUUGCUUUCCCCCCUGCUUCUACCAUUCCUCCUUGCCACAGCUGGGUCAUCUGUGUCUGUGUUCAGACCCACUGGAGGAUCUGUCACUCUGGAGUUCCAGGGACACCAGCAGCUGGAGAGGAAGGAUGUACAUCUCAUACAGUGGUACUUUGGCCUGGAAAAAAUCAUGAUAUAUACACCUCUAGCAGACACCGUUCAAGUAUUUACCCAUAAAGACAGAGUGGAGUUUAAUAAAGAGACCCUCUCUCUGGAGCUGAAGAACCUGCAGAAGAAUGACAGUGGACUCUACAAAGGAGAGAUCAAUGCUGGAAAAACUGAUUUUAAGGCUGAAUACAGUCUCUCUGUUCAGGAUCCAGUGGAGUCCCCUGUCCUGUCCGUUGUCUCUAACUGGUCCAGCUGUGACUCCUCUAAUGUGACGGUGACCUGUAGAGGUCAUGACCUCUCUCUGACCUCCACCUGUGACUGCAGCACCUGCUCUCCAGAGGAAGAACAUUCCACUGACUCCACCAUCACCCUCUCUGUCAGAGGUGGAAGAAUUAUAUGUAACCAUAGCAACCCAGUCAGCUGGACAAAUGUUACCAUGGAGAUCAAUCAGUUGUGUCAGUUGUGUUCAGAGCAGAAAGUGACUCGCCCUGGAAAGAGGAUUUGGUUUAUCCUGGUUGUUGUUCCUGUCUGUGCUGGUAUUGCCCUGCUUAUCUGGAGCAAAAGGAGACGACUGACAGCAGGUGUAGGCCAACCACAAACAGAAUACGCUGAAGUCAUGAUGUCUUCAGCUCCAGGGCCCCCUGAUUCAGCUGGCUCCACUUACAGCACUGUGGGUCUCCAUCAGCCACCUCCACCUGAGGAGAACCCUUAUGCUGAGAUCCCCAAAGAAGCCCAAGAUGAAGACAGAACCCUGACUCUACCCAGAGACUCUGGUAGCAGUGGAGGUGUUCCUCAGGGUACUACUGCAGCCCCAGGGCCAUUGGUCACCUCAGUCUACAGCACUCUGCAGCCUACCUCUGCUGAUGAGAACCACAAUGCUGAGGUUAAAAGGACCCCCAUUAAUGCAGUAAAUAUGGUUGAAAGCAAGGCAUGAUGUGCUGUGUUGGUAAUACCCUAUCACACCCAGUGUUGAUGCAUGUCUGUGUGUCUAUGUCUGUGUGUGCAGACAGCUUCAGCUGAGUCUACUGCUGCCUCUAUCGUCUCCUCCAUGCAGCAUCCCCAUCAGCAGACAGCUUCAGCUCCGGGCCCCAUCAGCCGGCCUCAGGCCUUUAUGCCAGAGUGAGGA
This is a messenger RNA of Clupea harengus (Atlantic herring), 1300 nucleotides long. Its product is annotated as SLAM family member 7-like. Lineage: Eukaryota; Metazoa; Chordata; Actinopteri; Clupeiformes; Clupeidae. Gene Ontology annotation, cellular component: membrane. The transcript is spliced from 8 exons. The record is from RefSeq and is a predicted model, not a curated record. Bases 11 to 1108 code for a protein of 365 amino acids.